CUCCUCGUCCUCUGCUUCCUUCCUUCCUUUCCCCUUUCUCUCUCUUUAUAUUCCUCUCACUCUCUCACAUUGCUCAACGCUCACUCCCCAUAUUCCCUCAACACCCCCACACCAUCCCAAACUCUGAUCCAUCCGAACUAGAAGAUGAUGACGAUUCAAUGUGAUUCUUCCGCUCCCUCUCUCAGGCACCGCCACCUCUGCUGCUUCAGCGCCGGAGGAGACGAAAGCUCCCCGACCGGCUGCUCGUGGCUCCGGUCGAAGGCUCAGAACCUGCCGGAGAUCCGCGACCGGUGCCGUCGACUGAUCGGGCGGUCCCAUAGGAAGGCCGGACACGGUUCGCCGGAGUUCAGGUAUGAUCCGCUGAGUUACGCCCUGAACUUCGAGGACAGUUGGAACAGGGAAGAUCAGGACGAGGAGUCUCCUCGUAGCAAUUUCCUGGCUCGGUUGCCGGCGACACCGGACAGGCGGAAGCAGGCAAUGCUUGCGGCGGCACCUGGACUGGUGUAAACCUCUGUCAAUGAAAUGACUGAUUAGGAUUUGUAUGUAUGUAAUGUAAAUAUCGCCACUUGGUGUGCCGCAUUUUCUACGGGGUUGUCUCCAUCCGUAUAUGAUUUUUCAAGCACAUUGGGGCACCUAAAUGUAUAUAUUUGUAUUGUUUUAUUUAUGAUCAAUGAAGCCUAAAGUCAUUUUAAUCGUG
Molecule: messenger RNA, 697 nt
Organism: Punica granatum (pomegranate)
Lineage: Eukaryota; Viridiplantae; Streptophyta; Magnoliopsida; Myrtales; Lythraceae
Source: RefSeq, a predicted model, not a curated record